CUGUCGUCUCUGGUGCGGUGUUGUGCCAGUGAUGCCAGAUUUGUCUCCUAGUCGUAAUCAAUUGCAAUCAAUUUAUGGCAUCCCUGAUACUGGGUCCUGAAUAUAAGUGAGCUUCGAUGUGAUAAUAAACAUCGAAUUAUAAUGAUGUCGGCGAUACCUGGAGGCACAAUGCCUUCGCAAACUAAGGAUAACCUUAGUUUUUUACAUGCUUUUAUAGCUUCCUUAUCAGUCAUUGUCGUUUCUGAACUAGGCGACAAAACUUUCUUCAUUGCUGCUAUUAUGGCAAUGAAACAUCCUCGAAUGACUGUUUUUGUUGGAGCGAUUAGUGCCUUAGGAUUGAUGACUGUCCUUUCAGUAAUGUUUGGAUAUGCUGCAACUAUAGUCCCUCGUGCUUAUACGUACUAUAUCUCUACUGCGCUUUUUGCUAUAUUUGGUUUAAAAAUGCUAAGGGAUGGUUAUUAUAUGUCCGCAACAGAGGGACAAGAAGAAUUAGAAGAAGUACAGACUGAUUUAAGAAAACGAGAAGAUGAGUAUGAAAAGGAAACAGGAAGCACGCUAGUGCAAGAUGUAGAAACUGGUAUCAUUAGAAAAGCAACAAAAAUCAGUGCAUUGAUGCUUCUCUCUAGGAUAUUUCUUCAAGCAUUUACUCUAACAUUCCUUGCAGAAUGGGGAGAUCGCUCACAACUUACAACAAUUAUACUUGCAGCCAGAGAGGAUGUGUAUGGCGUUAUUGUAGGUGGAGUAUUAGGACAUUCAUUCUGUACAGGAUUAGCAGUAUUAGGUGGUAGAAUGAUUGCUCAGAAGAUUUCAGUACGAACAGUGACCAUAAUUGGUGGAUUAGUGUUCCUACUAUUUGCUUUAACAGCACUUUUUAUCAGCCCUACAGAAGAUACGUGAUACAAUUGAUAGUAUUCAUAUUCUUAAGUGGAAGACAAUAUUGUACAUAUUCUUCACAUUCGAAAGUAAACUGUACACAAAAACAGUUUUUAACAAAAUUAUGGAAGGUAAUUAGUCCUAAUACCUUGCUAGCAUUUUUUAUUUUACAUCUAUCUGCAUGGCGACUUUUAGUAUAAAUAUUUAAAAAUCAUAUGAUUCAUAUUAUAUCCGCGCCUCCCAUAUUCAAGAAGAUUGAGUCAAACGAGAAAACGUAACGUAGAGCGUGGGAGAUUAGUCAUGUAAGAAAAGCGGUUGACUGGUGGGAUCGAAUAUUCGUGCCUUAUUUUUCGUUCAGACUCUUACAUAUAUACUUUAGAAAACAUUCAUAUAAAUAAAUAGUCCUUACUCUGAUUACAGAAUAAUAUAAUGCAAUCGGUGAUACACAUGCGUAUUAUGAGUAUUAAAUAAUUAUAUUAUUCUGAUUGUCCAAAGUUUGUAAAUUAAUAAUGCCUUAUAUUUUGAUAUGUUUUGCCACUGAUAAUUCAUCUUAAUCAUUACAUCCGUAUAGAUUACAGUAACCUCGAAAAACUAUGUCUUUUAUUAUUUUGUAAAAUAUGUACACUCAAAGUAUUUAAAAAAGAGUAUUUGUAUAAGAGAAUUAUUUUCUGUAAAUAGAUAAGAAUAAAUUUACCGUAUUAACAAACUUACAUGGUGUUUUUUUUUUUUUUGUUUUUUUUUUUUAAUUUAAAACUAUAAUUAUUUCAAGUUCGUCUUCGAUAUGAUAAACUAAUCUGAAUGUAAUUUCUAUUUUAUUUUUUAAUGGGAGACAUAGAAACUAGUAUUAUAGAAUUAUGCAAUAACAAUUGUUGUUGAUAAUUAAAUUCGAAUGAUCACAAAGUACUUAUAUACAAUAAUUCCUUGCUUAAAGAUAGAAUUCUAGUAGAAAGCUAGAAAAACUGAAUCAACCACAUUACUCUUUACGUUUUUUAAACUUUCGCAACCAGCAGUCAUGAAAUAAAAAAACUAAUGCAAAGUAAAAACUUUUGUAUUUCUCAUUGUACAACCCCGUCAAUAAAGGAAUACUGUUGACGGACGGCAAAAAAUGAUUUCACAUCAGUAGAUAUAAAUCGUUUACAUCACCAAAAUGAAUCCUAGAAAAAGAAAGCCCGAAACUUUCUGAAACAUUCUGUAUUUACUGUAUUCUGCUUUAAAAGUGUAACUACAUAUAUACAUAUGCGUUAAUGCAACUAAAUUUAAUGUAAGAUAUUAAUGUAUAACACGUGUUAUAACGAUUCAUUUUGUAUUAUGUCUUGUUAGUAGAUAUAAAUACAAUAGUUUCCUAAGCAAGAGUUUAUAAUAUAAUCAUAAUGUAACAUAUAAUAUAAUGUAAUAUAAUUAUAAAAUAUAAAUACAAUAUUUUCCUGAUUAUAUAUUUUUAAAAAUAAAAUUUUUUCGAAGAACGUUAAAAA
Hylaeus volcanicus is the source of this 2345-nucleotide messenger RNA. Its product is annotated as transmembrane protein 165. Gene Ontology annotation, cellular component: Golgi apparatus. Gene Ontology annotation, molecular function: calcium ion transmembrane transporter activity; manganese ion transmembrane transporter activity. The transcript has 6 exons. Lineage: Eukaryota; Metazoa; Arthropoda; Insecta; Hymenoptera; Colletidae. The coding region runs from base 142 to 897 and encodes 251 amino acids. Gene Ontology annotation, biological process: Golgi calcium ion transport; Golgi calcium ion homeostasis; calcium ion transmembrane transport. The record is from RefSeq and is a predicted model, not a curated record.